This is a messenger RNA of Mirounga angustirostris (Northern elephant seal), 7214 nucleotides long. RefSeq names its product solute carrier family 37 member 1 (gene SLC37A1). Gene Ontology annotation, molecular function: glucose 6-phosphate:phosphate antiporter activity. Gene Ontology annotation, cellular component: endoplasmic reticulum membrane. Gene Ontology annotation, biological process: phosphate ion transmembrane transport; glucose-6-phosphate transport. The record is from RefSeq and is a predicted model, not a curated record. Bases 4529 to 6328 code for a protein of 599 amino acids. Lineage: Eukaryota; Metazoa; Chordata; Mammalia; Carnivora; Phocidae. The transcript is spliced from 18 exons.
AAUCAUAAAAAGCACCCCAUUUCAUAUCCUGCCUGUAAUUUCUAUGAGGAACUGGUAGUUACUUUAGGAGCCAUUUUGGGAGUGGGGGAAGGGGUGGGGGGAGGGCAGUGAGAUAAAUGGAGAAACAAGAUGGUUUAGAAGCAAGUUAUUGUGCUUUGAUUGUUAGUUUCUCUUUUCUGAAACGAAAAUCUUUGACAUGCUUUUAGGUUUAUCAUUUUAGAGGUGAUAUACUUUCAGUUAUAUUAAUUGACAGCUGCAGAAUUCUAAAGCUUAAUUAAGUAUUUAUUCUGUGAAUUUUCCCUCUGAAUAUAUCCAGUUUUAAAUUGUUCCCGGAAGUGCCUCUCUUAUCAUUGUGCUCUGAUUCUGAGUCUGGCUGUGGUGGUGGCUCUCUAUUAUUCUUAGAACCCCGAGCUUCUGUUUGAGUGAUGGGUGAGCAGGAAGUUGCUCAGCAGACAUUUAACUACACUUGGAGAGAAGAAGAUUAAAGUAGACAAUCCUACCUAAUAGCCAGUUAUAACUGGGGAAGAAGCAGGAUAAUUUUCUUACCCUCAUAGGAAUGACAUCAUUUUGCCUAUAAACUCUUAACAGGCUUUUGAUUCUCGAUUGUAGAAGGAACAAGGAAAUUGUCCGGUGCCAAAGAGUGCUUACUUAAAGCCCAAUUGCCUCCUCCCUCGCCUAGGCGUGGGCAGGGACACGGAUCCAGCACUGUAAUUCUGACCACUGCGGCCACGCUUCCUCCAUUCCCACUGAGUGGUUGAGUGCUGGCCUCGGUCUUCCAGCCAAUGGGAGAGGCAAUGCCAAGCAAGGCCGUUGCUUCUAUGGACAGUUUUGUAUUCCCCAUUCUCCAGUGAUGCCCAGUGGACGUUAAGUAGCAUCCAUCUAUGCAAAGGAUCCUACAAUUCCUCCUUGACCUUAAGCCUUCCAUGCCCUUCAUGGAGGAGACUGUUGGAGAGGUCCCAGUGAGCGCCAUGGGGCUAAAGGAGGAGUGGUUGGGAACCUGCUGGGGUUUCAGCUUGGGAUCAAGCUUGGAUGGGAGAGGUGGACGCCUGGAGUAGCAGAUGGAGGAUGGGCCCUCACCAUGAAGCCCCAGCCUCGUGGGCAGAGGCUCUGCUGGGCCACAGGCAGUGUGGGGAAGGCGGGAUCUUUGCGGCAGGACAGGACACUUGGAUUGGAUGCUAUAUCUCGAGGGCCUUAUGUAGCCAGGAACGGACGUAGCAGUGCUAUAGGGCACCCUCCCAGCUUUCCUGUUGGGAGCUUGGGGCUUACUGGGGCAGUGUCACGAUGAAGCAGGGUCCCAUCGGCUCUUCUGGAAGCAUUCUCUCAGUCACAGGGCUUGCUGAAGCCCGUGGUGCGGCACAGUGCACCUGCUCAUUUAACGGAGUCCUCACAGCGGCCGGGGACUCAGGCGUGCCGUCCCCUCCUGCAGGGCAGUGCGAGCUCCAGUGAACUGGGCAGGGUCUCUGCUCUCAAGCUCUAUGCCACGGGGUCUGCAGGGCAUUGAAUUACCCGAGUGUAUCCGCAGCCCCACAGCCGAUCUUCUUCCACACACAGAUCUUCAGACUUAGUACCUUAGUUGUGCUUGGACAUGGAUUGGCCUCACGUGGGGUCUCCUGAGAUAGAUAAGGAUGUCCCACUACACACGCUAACUUAAACUUUGUAAUGCCUUCCAAGGCUUUUACAUGCUUUUAGCGCAUCUUAUUUAUAAAACUAGAACUAGGGGUGGAUCUGGUGACCCAAGGAGUAGUUUGAAUUAUCUGUAGCCUAUAUUUCCUAACAUGAGAUAAGCAAAACAAAAUGAAAAUAUUUGUGCUUACCUGGAAUUGAUCAACAGUGGUUGUGAAUUAUAAAAUGGUUCACGUUCUUUAAUGACAUUUGAAGAGUGGCAUGACAAAUGUCAUUUCAGUGUGGCCAAAAGAAACAAAGGUGGUAGCGAUGGACACGGUCCAGGAGCCGGGGCGGGGGGGCGCAGGUGCACCUCCUCCUUUCCAUGUGCCCCCACGGGAUCAGUGACCCCCGACUGGUCUGAGUGUGAGUGCCCAGCCCUCUCUGCACACACGCAGCCUGGAAGGAGGGAGCUGUGAAGCGCUCAGUGGCAGAUGGAAGACAGCUGGGAAAGCUGGUGGGGCACACCCUGACUUUGGGUGGGAAGCUUGCUCUCCGGGAAGGCCAGUGUCCCGGGAUGAACGCUGCAACAGAAGGCAGCUCCCAUGGAAUGUCUCGGCAGUGAACAAACUCAUCCAAGAAUUUGUGUAGAAAAAUGUCCAAGGGAAGUGUGGAAAAGAUAGCAUUUUUAAGCCACCGUAAUCAAAUUUUUAUGGUAUGGCAUGAGAACAGACCAAGAGGUCAGUGGAAGAGAAUGGAUGGUUGGAAAAGUGUAGCUUAUUUAGCAAAUGGCAUGAGCACGGCUGGCUAUUCAUCUAGAAGAAUAAAGUUGAAUCCCUAUUUUAUAAAAAUAGAUGGAUGGAUUAAAGAUUUAAGUGUGGUGAAUAAGUAAAAAACCAAGAACAAAAUUAUGUCCAUCUGAGGGGUGGGUGUGAGGUUGGCAAACCUGAAGGAGGACGGCCAGAGAGGGUGGAGAGGUAGUUCACAGACAGGGAGCCGGAAUCUUGCCAAACUGGAUGAGGUGAAGGCUGGUGAAAGUAGCACUAGAUCGCCUUACACCCACCGUCCAAACACCUGACAGCGCACCAGCCCGGGUCACGGCCAGAGGGCGGCAAGGGCAGCAAGGAGGGGAAGACAGCCGGGCGCCGCCGAUGGGAGUGCAGGGCUGCAGGCUCCCGGGGAGUAUUCUGCGAACACCUGUAUGCACCCUUCAGCCCUGCGACCCUGGCCCGUGAAAAUGAAAGCGUCCACACUUAGGAGAAUCUCCAUAAGUGGCCUUCAUUGGAACAUUUGCAAUUCAAAAAAAAAAGGAAAAAGGGAAAAAAAAAAACCCCGCAUAUUAUGUGACCCUAAUCAGCAGGUGGAAGUUUGAGUAAAUUAUGGUCAGUCCACAUUCUGACAUGUGCAACCACUUAGAAUUAAGAGGGGCUCCUGGCUGGCUCAGUCAGAAGAGGGUGCAGCUCUCGAUCCUUGGGGUCGUGAGUUCGAGCCCCAUGUUGGGUGUAGAGAUUCCUAAAAAAAAAAAAAAAAAAAAAAAAACCUCUAAAAAAUAAAUCAAUAAGGAAAUAAAUAAGGAAACAAUUUUAAAAAAAUGAAUUAGAGCCACACCCGUUGACACAGAAAGAUUUCAGAAAGGGAUAUGUUGAGUAAGAGGAGUUAAGGUGUCCAUAAGUCUGUACAGAAGGAUUCCAGUUUUGAAAAAUCAGCCAUGAGCAGAAAGCUCCCCUCCCUCUCUGCGUACACCUGUCGGGAUGUGUUUGCCCACUAUCCCGUGGCACCUGUGUUCCCUCAGAGCACCUGACCCCGCGCAGGUCCUGCUGUGGGGGCGGCUCGGCCAGCCUGGUCUCAGGCACUCCGGCUGCUCUCACAGAAUCCCGUGGCCGCUGUGGCUUCUCGGCAGCGGAGAUUUACUGCUCACAGUUCUGGGGGCUGGAAGGCCCGGGCCCGGGUGCCGGCGGGCUGGGGUUCUGGUCGAGUAGUCGCUCCGGUUCCAAGCUUACACAGCUGUCUUCCUGCAUGUACCUCUGUGUAGGUGCGUGCCUUGGAAGGGUCCUGCUGCCCGCUGGUCCCGUGAGGUUCCCUUUCGCUGCCCACUGGGGGGGUGGGGGCAGGGCUGGAGAGGGAUCUGCCGGGGGGGGGGGGACAGGCGCAAACACCCAGAGCCACCCCUGCCCGCCGCUCCCCCCAGCCCUGCAUUGCUUGUGGCUCCGUGGCUGCUCACUGUGUCCCCCGUCCGCACGCAGUCCUCUCCCACCCCCGCCCCUGCCUUCCAGUCCCCGUGGCCUUUGCUGUGUACUCUUGCUGUUCUUCCUCCGUGGGCCACACGGACAGUGGUAGACGACCUCGAGGAUCGUGUACUCGGCACGCCACGCGCCACGUAGUCUUCCGAUUGCUCAGCUUUUAUUUUAUUUAUUUUUUUUAUUAUUAUUUUUUUUUAGAGAGCGAGUGAGAGAGAAACAGCAUGAGAGGGGAGAGGGUCAGAGGGAGAAGCAGGCUCCCCGCUGAGCGGGGAGCCCGAUGUGGGACUCGAUCCCAGAACCCUGGGAUCAUGACCUGAGCCGAAGGCAGACGCUUAACCAUCUGAGCCACCCAGGCGCCCCCGAUUGCUCAGCUUUUAAUGACGGCCUGCUGCCCCGUGUGAUUAGUGCUUGUUGUCUGUUAGAGCACUCUGUAAACACUGCCAAAGGCGACUGCUUUUGUGAAAGUGAAGGACAGGUCCCGAGCGCUGCCAUGCUGUCACGAGGUAUGCGCCCAUUCACCUGCUGAGCGUUUUUCUGAUCGGUUCAUCUUGGUCUAAUUAAUCCUUAAUUUUACCUCAAACACCAGACUGGGGAGUAAAACUCGCUGAAAUAUGAAAAUAUAGCGGUGUUGCUGAACUGCAGCGUGUGGUGACGCAAGCAUCCCCAGGGCGCUGUACCAGAGCAGUAUGGAGUCUUUCCUUGCUUCCGUGCAGCUUUCAGCGGCCUGGAGCGGUGGAGAUUGCGCUUCCAGGGGGAGGGGGCGGGCUGUGAGUGGGGGACCCCCUGCCCAUGGCCGCCAGUCACCACGGGGAGGAGCGGUCCGCCGGCAGCUUGGCACCGGGGUCCCAGCUCCGAGUCCCCUCACCGCGGGACAAACCAGAACAGAAACGCUUUUCUGCUUGUUUCUGAAACAAUCUUUUCUGUUUCUCACAACGGCUGCUCCCUGGGAAUCUGACCUGAUGGGAGAGGAUGUGAAAACCGCGUUUGGAGCGGGGGUCGGCAACCUCCUCCCCACUUGCUUCCAUGGCGAGCUGCACAGGUACUGCCCUAUCCUGCACGAGGGGCAGGUCGGAUUCAGCAGCUGGGGACAGAAAGCCAGUGGCUCCCCGCAUCGCCAGCCAGCACACAAUGAGACGGACUGCAGCUGGGCCCCAUUCGACCAGGACAACUACCAGCAGCUGCUCGGGGCCCUGGAUUACUCGUUUCUGUGCGCCUACGCCAUUGGCAUGUACCUGAGCGGCAUCAUAGGGGAGCGCCUGCCCAUUCGGUAUUACCUCACAUUUGGGAUGCUAGCCAGCGGCGCUUUUACCGCCCUCUUCGGGUUCGGGUAUUUCUACAAUAUCCACAGUUUUGGAUUCUAUGUGGUAACUCAGAUCAUCAACGGACUGGUGCAGACGACCGGCUGGCCCAGCGUCGUCACCUGCCUCGGCAACUGGUUUGGAAAAGGAAGGCGAGGUUUGAUUAUGGGGGUCUGGAAUUCCCACACGUCCGUGGGCAACAUCCUGGGCUCCUUGAUUGCUGGCUACUGGGUGUCCUCGUGCUGGGGCCUGUCCUUCAUCGUUCCUGGGGUCAUCGUGGCAGCCAUGGGGAUAGUGUGCUUUCUCUUUCUCAUCGAGCAUCCGAAGGACAUUGCCUGCUCCUCCUCCCUGGCGGCGCCGAAGGGCUGUGAGAACGGCACACACAGAUUCCGACUGCAGAAGCAGGUCUUCACGGACAACAAGAACAAGCCUCUGGACCCCGAGAUGCAGUGCUUGUUGCUGUCAGGCGGAAAGCACCCCGUCCAUCAGAACCACGUCCUUGUCCUCCCAGCUGAUGGCAGGGGCAGCACGGCCCCCAUCAGCUUCACCGGGGCCUUGAGGAUCCCCGGUGUGAUCGAGUUCUCCCUGUGUUUGCUGUUUGCAAAGCUGGUCAGCUAUACCUUCCUCUUCUGGCUCCCUCUGUACAUCACAAACGUGGAUCACCUGGACGCCAGACAAGCCGGGGAGCUCUCCACCUUGUUUGAUGUGGGUGGGAUCUUCGGUGGGAUCCUGGCAGGUGUGAUCUCAGACCGGCUGGAGAAAAGGGCCUCCACCUGUGGCCUGAUGCUGCUGCUAGCGGCCCCGACGCUCUACAUAUUCUCCACCAUCAGCAAAAUGGGCCUCGAAGCCACGAUCGCCAUGCUGCUCCUCAGCGGGGCCCUGGUCAGCGGGCCGUACGCCCUGAUCACGACCGCCGUCUCCGCCGACCUGGGCACGCACAAAAGUCUCAAGGGAAACUCCCAUGCCCUCGCCACUGUGACCGCCAUCAUCGACGGGACUGGGUCUGUAGGAGCAGCCCUGGGCCCUUUGCUGGCUGGGCUCCUGUCCCCAUCUGGAUGGAACAAUGUGUUCUACAUGCUGAUGUUCGCAGACGCCUGUGCCUUACUGUUCCUGAUCCGCCUCAUUCACAAGGAGCUGAGCUGCCCGGGGUCUGCGACCACGGACCAAGUUCUGUUCAAGGAACACUGACCCCUCGAGUCCCCUGGAGGGAGGCUGGGCCCGUCCCUCACAAACUGUCAAGGCAACGUUCAAAUAAAGGAUCCUGUGUUGGAAAGAAUGAUGUACCCUUGCCUUUUGCACACACACCCGGAAAAGACACAAAAGCCACCCUGAGAAGUCCGGGUCCUACUUUAGGCGAGCCGUGACGCUCACAACAGCAGCAAGGAGGUGCCAGAAGUCUCCACGACGGAGCCUGGGACACACGGCGGGACAGGCAGGCGCCCUGGCAGCUGCUCGGGGCCAGGCGGGUGGCACUCAGGGGAGCCGGGGUCUCUCAGGUGUCUCAGUCUAGAAUGGGAGAGCAGGUGAGCGCCGAUGCCACGGUGGGCGCCAGAAUGCAGCCGGCGCAGGGCCCAGCCUCUGGGAGGAAACUGACGCCUGGAUCAGAACCAAGACGGAACUCAGAGCCGUCCCAUCACCCAGAAGACUUUCCCGGCACCUCGUCCUGCUCUGCACGGGCCUGAGCACCAGCCGGCGGGAAGUGAGCCGCCGAGAAGCCGUCCAGGCCUGCCUGGCAGAGGCCCUGGGAGCCCCUGGACACAUCUGGGGUCCGAGCUCCAAGGUGGCCGCCGCUGCCGUCCUGCGGGUCUCGGGGAGGACGUGACGGGGGCGGGCGGGCCCGGUGCCCUGAUGUGCUUCACCCCUCCACACGCCAGACACCCGGAACUGUCUCUAGCGAGGUAGCACCAGCGUGGGUUUAUUUAUUGAAGAUGUGGUAUGUGUUCUAGACGUUUCAGAAACAUAAAUGGCAUUUUGUUAUUUAUUAAGACAAACUGUUCUCUGGCCAUUUGUUUUCCCACCUGUCGCCAGCAAAAUACUCAUCUGUUCUUUGAAAUAAAGUGGUUUUUUAAAACAA